Molecule: messenger RNA, 555 nt
Organism: Rangifer tarandus platyrhynchus (Svalbard reindeer)
Lineage: Eukaryota; Metazoa; Chordata; Mammalia; Artiodactyla; Cervidae
Source: the annotation of a GenBank genome assembly
AUGGGGCUUCUGACCAUACUGAAGAAGAUGAAGCAGAAAGAGCGGGAGCUGCGACUGCUCAUGCUGGGCCUGGACAAUGCCGGCAAGACAACCAUCCUCAAGAAGUUCAACGGUGAAGACAUCGACACCAUCUCCCCCACACUGGGUUUCAACAUCAAGACCUUGGAGCACCGAGGAUUCAAGCUGAAUAUUUGGGAUGUGGGCGGCCAGAAGUCCCUGCGGUCCUACUGGCGGAACUACUUUGAGAGCACCGACGGCCUCAUCUGGGUGGUGGACAGCGCCGACCGCCAGCGCAUGCAGGACUGCCAGCGGGAGCUCCAGAACCUGUUGGUGGAGGAGCGCCUGGCCGGAGCGACCCUCCUCAUCUUUGCCAACAAGCAAGACCUGCCCGGAGCACUGUCCUCUAACGCCAUCCGCGAGGCCCUGGAGCUGGACUCCAUCCGCAGCCAUCACUGGUGCAUCCAGGGCUGCAGCGCCGUCACCGGGGAGAACCUGCUGCCUGGCAUCGACUGGCUCCUGGAUGACAUCUCCAGCCGCAUCUUCAUGGCCGACUGA